Messenger RNA from Halichondria panicea, 3729 nucleotides. RefSeq lists its product as uncharacterized. The coding region runs from base 50 to 412 and encodes 120 amino acids. The record is from RefSeq and is a predicted model, not a curated record. NCBI's taxonomy places the organism in Eukaryota, Metazoa, Porifera, Demospongiae, Suberitida, Halichondriidae. The transcript has 5 exons.
UAGGGUGCUGCGCUCUUUAGCAUUGCAUGGUGCUCGUGGGUGAAUUUGAAUGGCUACUAUGGUUGAUAUAUGUGGUGCAGAUCCAGAUCCUAUGCAACAAGAGCUGGCCAGACUGAGGAAUGGGUGCUGGGUGUCUGACUAUGGUAUUGGCACUUACUUCGACUUACUUGUUCAGGAAACAAAGCUGGUUGUUUAUGUCAGCGAGCUUGAGAGGACCAGGAUGACUGCAGCGAGCUUGAGGAGGACGAGGAUGACUGCAGUGAUGACUGUUUUGAGACAGAUAUUUCAGACGCGAGUGACGACGAGGACACAGAAGACGGAGGAGGAGGAGGAGACAAGCUGGUGGGGAUGGUAUGGCUCCAACUCCGAAACGAAGGAAGCUGGCAAGGCAGGAUGGAUUACGAAAAGCUAAGUCCACUGGGAAAUAUCCCGAGUUCAAGGGUGUAGUUGGUGCUGCAGAUAAAGUUGACCCCUGUAACACUGCGUUCAUAGACUUUGUGAAACUAUUGUGGCCAGAUAGCUUGUGUGAGCACAUAGCCGAGCAAACAAACCUGUAUGCCACACAGUGUGGAGCUAAAAGUUGGAAGGGUACUCAUAGAGACGAGAUCUGGGUAUUUAUUGGCAUAAUACUGGAGAUGGGUACUCAUAGGCUCCCCGAGUAUACUGACUACUGGUCCACAAAUCGGCUCUUAGGAGUACAGGCUGUUAAGGACACCAUGCCUUUCAAUAGAUUUAAAUCCUUGCGGCGCUAUCUCCAUUGUGACGACAAUACAUGCAUAGUUGAUAGCAAAAAGAUAACAAGCAAGAUACAUAGUUUUGGAAACGCUCAGUACAAACUACUUGGCCAAAUAUCAUCCUAGCCAAGAGCUUUCCGUAGAUGAAAUGAUGAUUAAGUACAAGGGUAGAAAAGGGGGUAAAAUUCAUAUGCCCAGAAAGCCUGUAAGGCUAGGUUUCAAGGUGUGGUGCUGCUCUUGUUCUUGUUGUGGGUAUCUAUGUACGUUUGAUGUGUAUAGUGGUAGGCUCACCGGUUCUUCCGGGAAAAAGGUGUCAGAGAAGGGACUUCUGAUGAGGGUAGUGAAGCAAUUAGUGAGCCUUUUCAUACAAUGAAUCAUGUGGUCUACAUGGACAACUUUUAUACAUCUGGUCCGUUGAUUGUAUACUUACGUAAGCAUGACGUAUUCGUAGUGGGUACAAUGAAAAAGUCAGCCGCUGGUUUCCCCUCAGAUCUAAAGGGUGUGGUACCUCAUAAAGGUGAAUAUGUACAGUGCAACAACCAAAGAGAGUAGAACUUUUGUUUUUUUACGUUUUUGUGUAUAUCCUCUAAACUAAAUGUGAUUGUAUCAAUUUGAGUGCAGGUACUGAAAGUUCAACUAUUGGCGCUUCCAGUGGACCACCACCUGUUACAUCAUAUGACAUCAUCAUUCCAAAAUGGCUGCUAGAAUAUGUGUACAUUGGAAAAUAUGUUAGGCAUGAAACUAUCUUAUAUGUUUGAGUUAAGAUCUGAAAUUUGUUGUGCAAGUACUUCAUUACCUUGCACAUCUUUUGAGCUCCAGCGGAAGUGCAGGCUGUUAGUAGGUUCUGAGAUACGAAUGCGAAGAAAUACGGACCAAUUACAUACCUUCAGAACACCACAUGAACUUGUGCACGAUGAUGUUGUUUCCAUUAUCGGCAUCAUCAGACUCUUCUGACAUAUCAUCAAUCGUCACACCUUUCCAAUGCACCAGUUCUUCAGGCUUUACAACCAGAGAACGACUUUCAAAUUUCUGCAAAUGUGAGUGCAUGUAAUUGCUGCACAAAAAAGUAUAUAAAAAGUCUUACCCUCUUCCGCCUAGCUCGAUACUUUCUUGAAACAGCCAAUUUCUUGUGUAUUUCUACCUAGCUUAUGUUUCGUAGCUUUAGACCCAAGUGGAUUGCAAACCUCUACAUCAUCGUAGUAGAUGAUUAGCUGGAGUGCUUCCGGAUUGUUCAUGAAAAGUGGGUGUGAUUUGUAGUAGGUCCCAUCGCAAUAAUCCCCUAGUAGGUGAUCAGAGCGUUCAUGUCCACGUUGUACCUAAAAGUUGUAAUACUAUUAUUGUACAAUUACAUUUCGUCAUAAUGCUUACCUCAUGCAAAAUAAAUUCGUCUGAAAGCAGGAGUUGCAAUGACGAAGAAUUGGAAUUAGAUAUAUAUAGUCAUGUUUGGAGUUUGUCUCUGCUGGCCCAACAUCCAGUUUGUGCUCAACAGGCUCCUGCAUUGGGUGUUAGUUAUUCAAUCUUAUAAUGCGCUAGUGAGGUAUCUCAAGAGAGAACGGUGCGUAGCUAUUGGUACAUUAUAGCUGCAAAAGUAAGAAAAAAUGCUGCAAUAAAUUUUAUAGACUUUGAACUUUGGCAUCCUUUUAGCAACAAUCAUAGUCGAUCAUUUCGAUCUAGUAGCCUCAUGUUUGGCAUCAACACCCGCUGUGCAUGUAACCUAUAACAUUAUUAUGGCCAUACAUGGUAUAUUAACUUACAAUGAAACCAAACUGUGAUUUGUAGUAUUGAUGUCGUAAGUACUCAGUGUUGAGUUCCAAGAAUGGUGUUGUUAGUCGUGGCUGUUGAAAUACAGCAACAAGUUCACUGUCGAAUUCAACACCCCGUUUGUGAAGUAAGCAACCUAGCUGACUCUGCAGAGACUGUGUCCUUUCUUCAUAAAACAUCGAAACAUCUUCAAUGAUUCCGUUUAGUGAGGUUUUUGACACCUUGUGCUUUACUGUUGUUUUCAAUAGCAAUAGGGCCGAUUGUCUUGUGCUAUCGCACACUGGAACUGUACUUGAGUUUUCUUCUUCGUCUGCAGCAGGCUCCAGGAAUUCAUGGUCGUCUUCUUGUUCAAUGUGUUCGUGAUCAGGAUUGGUGGUUGUGGGAUGGAGUUCGUCACUGUGUUUGCAAUACAGAUGUCUCCUGUAGCUUUGGAAGUUGUCAUAAUUAUGUUUUGGGGCAUUGAUUCAAUCCACAUGUUACAUGAAAACCUGCUUCCAAAGAAUGUACUUGUUUGAUGUGAGUCAAAACUCUAAGUAGUGUUGUAGCAGCAAACUGAUGACAGGAUGGGCAUAGCCAUUUUCUCUCAGACAUCUUGAACAAUAGUUUUUUAAAAAAAAGGCAGCUGUUAAUAGGUUGUAGAACAGCAUGUUUUUUGCAACUCAAUCGUCCAUGCAUACAUUUUAUUUCUGCCUCUGAUAGUGUGUACUGUAAUUCAUGUCAUGAACCCGCUUAGUAGUCUGUUUAAUUGUGUAUUCUAAGAUACUUUUGUUGUUAGUAGUAGUACAGAAGGAGCGUCUAACUGUACAUGGGUUUGGAAAUCACAUCUUGUGUGUCUUCCUAAACGCCGCAUUGCCUUAUAAGUACUGUGUGUAAGUACUGUGUGCAUAAAUUACAGACUGCGGUCAGCCUGUAAAUAUCAUUAAGAACAGAUUUUGUAUGUAGUGCAGCAGGAGGAGAGCUAGGUCGAGCCAGAAAGAGCCAAAACGAAAAGCUAGGCCUUAUGGAUGAUGGUAUACAUCAUGGGAUAGACUGUCAUUGUGGAUGGCUGAAAGGAACUAAGACGUGUUGGGCUUCAAAACAGUUCAUUUCUUUUUCUUUCAAUCUCUUAUGCACAGUCAUGUUUUACAUUCUCUGAUCCGUGUUGAUUCUGUAUAAGUAGAAAACUAUAAUUAUGAUUGUAACUAUCUUGUUGAUGUUAUGGAUUAGCAUGAAUAAUUAUACAUGUAUACAAAUA